Molecule: messenger RNA, 1721 nt
Organism: Parasteatoda tepidariorum (common house spider)
Lineage: Eukaryota; Metazoa; Arthropoda; Arachnida; Araneae; Theridiidae
Product: xaa-Arg dipeptidase
Molecular function (GO): dipeptidase activity
Source: RefSeq, a predicted model, not a curated record
UUUCAAAAUUGUUUAUUCAACAAAAUAUGUAACGUCAUUAGGCCUCAUUUUUAAUUCAAAGUAAACACUUGUUUAAUUUUUAUUUAUUUAUUAUAUUUGUUUUCAUCCAAAAUGUUUUCCAACAGUGGUUCAUAUAGUAUCUCACGUGCCUGCAAAUAAGUAAUUACAUGAAGUUUUUCAGAAAAAUAUUUUUGAUUAAACAACCAAUCGUUUAGUUCGAAAAAAGAAACGUUCUGGUUUAGGAACUAAAUCAUGAGCUUGGAAUUAAAUUGUUUCAGAAAACUAUAUUUUUGGUAAUUGUUUAAAUGUUUAAAGUUUUGUUCACUUCACCAGACGAUGAGUGUUAAAUUUGCUAAAACUAUUGUAGAAAAUACGAUCGCAAAAAAUAAAUACGUUUUAAAUGAAAUCAGUCAAAAAAUAUGGAAAACUCCAGAGUUAUCUUUUGAAGAAAAAGAGGCCCAUGAUUUGUUAACAGGCUUUCUACAGAAACAUGGCUUUAAAGUUCAAAAACAUUACCUACUGGAAACCGCAUUCAAAGCCGAAUAUGAAACUGGUGGAGGAGGUCCGACGAUAGCAGUUAUUUGUGAAUACGAUGCUCUACCAAACAUCGGUCAUGCAUGUGGGCAUAAUUUAAUAGCUGAGAUAGGCCUAGCAGUUGGCCUAGCAGUUAAAGCCUACCUAGAUUGUGAUACUGAUGUUGUGGGAAAAGUAGUUGUUUUAGGUACCCCAGCAGAAGAAGGUGGAGGUGGAAAAAUAAAAAUGAUUGAAAGAGGAGCAUUUAGGAAUGUUGAUGCUGCUUUGAUGGCCCAUCCUCAAGUCGAGAAUAGACUGUAUCCUCUUAUUCUAGAUCUAGCACGAAUGUCUGUAAAAUACAGAAUUAAGGAAGGAACUGAUCCGUGGUGUAAUUCGAAUGCUGUUGAUGCAUGCGUGAGCUGUUAUAACAAUGUUGCCAUCAUGCGAAGCUCUUUAAAAUCAAAAUGGAGAGUAAGCGGAAUCAUCAAGUGUAAAAAUUGGGACGAAACUGAACUGUCGUUUAGCUACAGAGCCCCUACUCGCAUGGAACUAAGAAUGAUACAAAAGAAAUUAAAAAAAUGUGUUCAAGCUGCUGCAGACACAACGAAUUGUCUUUAUGAGAUAGAUUUCCAUCAAGAAUCUGCUCGAUCUGAGUACAGGGGCAUGGUGGCCAAUAGGACUAUGGCUGAAUUGUUUGCAAAACAUGCUGAAACAAAAGAAAUCAAGUUUAGAGAUGGUGAUAUGCGCAUAUGUGAAUCCGCUGCAUCCACCGAUAUGGGCAACGUGUCCCAUGUUGUUCCAAGUAUUCAACCGGAAUAUUCCAUUGGAGCUGGCCCUCAUGUUAACCACACCCCAGGAUUUGCAAUAGCAGCUGCAGAUAUAAAAGCACAAAUACCAACGCUGCAUAUCGCUGAGUCUCUUGCCUUGACUGUAAUAGAGCUGAUGUCUAAUCCUGAACUUCUGCAGAAAGUUAAAAUGGAAUAUGAAACAAACCCUCAUAUUGAUCCAGUUGGAUCACAUCGAUUUGCAGGUGAAUGAUUUAAUAAUUUACUUUUGGAUUUCCAAAAAGACAGAACUCUGUACUAGAAUACGAAACUCAGUUUAUAAGUUGAAAGUGAUAUUUUUAUAGAUUCUUAAAAAGACUUUAGAAAGAAAAUCAUCGUUUAAGAAGCAUUGUUGUUUUCUUUGAAUAAAAAUUAUACGAGUAA